This is a messenger RNA of Herpailurus yagouaroundi (jaguarundi), 8451 nucleotides long. It is a transcript of the gene RBM20, whose product is annotated as RNA binding motif protein 20. The record is from RefSeq and is a predicted model, not a curated record. Gene Ontology annotation, molecular function: zinc ion binding; RNA binding. The transcript is spliced from 14 exons. NCBI's taxonomy places the organism in Eukaryota, Metazoa, Chordata, Mammalia, Carnivora, Felidae. Gene Ontology annotation, cellular component: nucleus. The coding region runs from base 1993 to 5535 and encodes 1180 amino acids.
UUCAGAGCUAUAUACUCAAGUAUUUAUAGAUGAAAUAAUGACUCUGGGAUUGGCUUUGAAACGAUAGUGUGGAGGGUGAGAAUGGGUAGGGUAGAGAGUAAACAAGAUUGACCAACAGUUAAAAUUGUUGAAGCUGGGUGAUAGGUAAAGGAGGUUUCAUUAUCCUGUUCCUCUACCUUUGUAUAGUUAGAACAUGUCCAUAAUAAAAGGGAAAAAAAAAAAGCCCACCAGCUCAGUCAGUUGGCCAGUCCUGAUUCCAGCUGUUCCUGAGUUUAACUUUGGACUGUGGAGCAUGCUCUUGAAAUCACACAGCUAGCGACUGGAAGGGCUAGGAUGGUAAUUCACAUAUGUCUGGCCCCAAAGCUCAAGGCCUUAACAUCUGACUCUGUAGAAUUUCUGUCCCUCUGUGGCUUAGACUAUUGUGGGAUUGUUGAGAUUGAGAGUGUAUAGGGUUUUACAAGCAGCCAUAAUAGAAACAUGGGGAAAUGGGGGCAACAACAAAAUAAGGACCAAGUCAAAACCAAAACAUCAGAGUUAGUCUUCCUUGGAAGGAGGGAACGUCCCUGGGUGAAAGAAGAGAGGGUAGAAAGAUUGCACACGUCCCACCUAAACCUUGUUGGGCUUUUCCUGUCCAUCCCCCCACCCCGGGUUUUGUAUUUAGAGAGACCUGGGUUUAAGUAGCUUGGCCUGUCACUAACUGUGAGUUUACUGUUCUGUGCCUCGGUGUCUUUACCUCAUCUAGUCUGGGGGAGGAUCACAUAAGCUCUUAAAUGUUAAUUUGGAAGCAUAGAAAUUAGAAAGCAGAAGCAUAAUUAGUUCGCCAGGAUCCUGAGAAUCCCGAAGCUGCGUUGGGGAUUGUGUAUUUGGAAUGUCUUAUGGUCUGGAUACCCCUGUCUUGCUUUUCCAGCCCUAGCACAUUCUCCAGCAUUUUCUCCAGGACCUAGGGCAGCCUUACUUACAUUUGGAAUUACCAUUUAGUCUCAGUGAGGACGAUCAGGGCUCUAAGGGCGGUAAUUUUCCCAGCUGGCCAUGUUUGAGUUUGUUAUGUGGCUUGAUAGCCAAAGGUAGCUGGAGAAGAUCCUUCGUAGGUGGGUCCAUAGAAAAGUCCAGCCAGACAGCUGGAGGCCAACUUCAACUUCGCCAUCUUUGAGAUUGGAAGGAAAAGGUGACAUUGCUUGUCCUUUCUGAAGGAAGCACCACAUUUUCUUUCCCUUCUACCCCAUUUACCCCUUAACCCUAACCUGCUCCCCUUUCCUCACUAAAUCUAAGUCUUGUGACACACAGGGCUCAGUCCUGGCAAAUGUGGUUCUUUUCGCAAACCUUUGAAGAGUUCCUGGCAAAUGCACUUGGUUGAACUGCUUGGUCACCUGGGAAGUAUUUAGGAGUCACACCUUGUGGACUUUGAUCCCUGGUGUCCAGCUCACUUGCCCCCACUGCGUGUGACCUGUCCACUUGCUGGGGGCUUGGGUGUGAGUGAGCUGCUGGCCCAGGGAAGCUCAGCCAGAGGGAGCCCUGAUUUACGAACUGUCUGGAUUUAACUGAGGCUACAGCACUUUUAUUAAUAGAACAUGCUGCAUUUCCUUUUUAUAAAAAUAUGAAGAUCAUUGCACUCAGGAAAAUGCCUGGUGACUUUCUGUCUUUAGGGCAUGUUCAUCACCGGGCUAAAAUUAAAAGUGAAGUCAGGCCCUUCUUGAGUCUAUUUUUAACUGAGUUUAGCAUAUGAAUGUGAACGUGAAGUCUUUCUUUAGAUCUCCCUUAACUCAAUUACUUACUUAUGCUAAGCAUCCCGCCUGGAAUUUGGGUCUACCUACAGUGGGAGGCCCAGAGGGGGAUAACUCUGCUAUCUUAGUUUGUGUGUCUUCACCCAUCCCAGCUUCACUUAUAUCUGGACAGUUAAGGAGGCGUUAGUCAUUAUACUGAAAUAAUCAUCAUCAUCAUAACACGAGAAAAAAAGAAAACCAACCAACCCACCAACCUAAUGGCCGUUCUGUGAUGUGUAGAUAUCAAGUAACCCCUAAUUGUGCUGCCAAGCUCCUGGACAAGAACCCGUUCUCGGUCAGUAACCCGAACCCUCUGCUUCCUUCGCCCGCCAGUCUCCAGCUGGCCCAGCUACAAGCCCAGCUCACCCUCCACCGGCUGAAGCUGGCACAGACAGCUGUCACCAACAAUACCGCAGCCGCCACGGUCCUGAACCAAGUCCUCUCCAAAGUGGCCAUGUCCCAGCCUCUCUUCAACCAGCUCAGGCAUCCGUCUGUGAUCAGCGCCCCCCAGAGCCAUACGGGGGUGCCUCAACAUGCUGCAGCCAUGCCCAGCGCCCGGUUUCCCUCGAAUGCCAUUGCCUUCUCACCCCCUGGCCAGACGCGAGGCCCGGUACCCUCUGUGAGCCAACCCCCCAAUGCCGUAGUGAUGCAUCCUUUCAGUGGAGUCCUGCCUCAGACCCCUGCCCAGCCAGCAGUCAUCCUGGGCAUUGGCAAGACUGGGCCUGCCCCUGCUGCGGCGGGAUUCUAUGAGUAUGGCAAAGCCAACUCCAGCCAGGCAUAUGGCUCUGAAACAGACAGUCAGCCCAGCUUCCUGCCAGCCACGGCCUCUACCACGGGCAAUGUGACCUAUGAAGGGCAUUACAGCCACUCAGGGCAAGAUGGCCAAGCUGCCUUUCCCAAGGACUUCUACGGACCCAACUCCCAAGGGUCGCAUGUGGCAGGUGGAUUUGCGGCUGAGCAGGCCGGGGGCAUGAAAGGCGAGGUAGGUCCGCUGCUGCAGGGUCCAAACAGCCAAUGGGAGACCCCCCACGGAUUCUCUGGCCAAAGCAAGCCCGAUCUUACAGCAGGCCCUAGCCUGUGGCCUCCACCCCCCAGCCAGCCCUAUGAGCUCUAUGACCCCGAGGAGCCCACCCCAGACAGGACCCCUCCUUCUUUUGGGGGUCGGCUAAACAACAGCAAACAGGGUUUCAGCGGUGCCCGGAGGCGGGCCAAGGAGGAGCAGGCGAUGCUGUCCGUGCGGCCCCUGCAGGCUCAUGAGCUGAAUGACUUUCACGGUGUGGCUCCCCUUCACCUCCCACACAUCUGUAGCAUCUGCGACAAGAAGGUGUUUGAUUUGAAGGACUGGGAGCUACAUGUGAAAGGGAAACUACACGCUCAGAAAUGCCUGGUCUUCUCUGAAAAUGCUGGCAUCCGGUGUAUACUCGGUUCAGCAGAGGGAACGCUGGGUGCCUCUCCCAACAGCACAGCCAUUUAUAAUCCUGCUGGGAACUCUGAAGAUUAUGCUUCAAACCUUGGAUCAUCGUAUGCGGCCAUUCCAGGAAGGUCAUUUGCUCAGUCAAAUCCUGCAUUUCCUUCGGCUUCCCCGGGGACAAACUUUGCACAGCGGAAAACGGGUGCUGGCCGCGUGGUGCACAUCUGCAAUCUCCCUGAAGGAAGCUGCACGGAAAAUGAUGUCAUUAACCUGGGGCUGCCUUUUGGAAAGGUCACUAAUUACAUCCUCAUGAAAUCUACUAAUCAGGCCUUUUUAGAGAUGGCUUACACAGAAGCUGCCCAGGCCAUGGUCCAGUAUUACCAAGAAAAAUCUGCCAUGAUCAAUGGUGAGAAGUUGCUCAUUCGGAUGUCCAAGAGAUACAAGGAAUUGCAGCUGAAGAAACCCGGGAAAACGGUGGCUGCCAUCAUCCAGGACAUGCAUUCCCAGAGGGAGAGGGACAUGUUCCGGGAAGCAGACAGAUACGGCCCAGAAAGGCCACGGUCUCGCAGUCCGGUGAGCCGGUCACUGUCCCCGAGGUCCCACACGCCGAGCUUCACCUCCUGCAGCUCUUCCCACAGCCCUCUGGGCCCCACCCGCACCGACUGGGGCAACAGCCGGGACUUGUGGGAGCACUCGCCCUAUGCCAGAAGGGAGGAAGAGCGAGAUUCGAGCCCCUGGAGGGAGAAUGGAGAGGACAAGAGGGACAGGGCAGACGCGUGGCCACAUGAUCGCAAACACUACCCCUGGCAACUGGACAAAGCGGAGUUAGAUGAGCGGCUGGAAGGAGGGAGGGGCCACCGAGAAAAGCACCCAAGGCCCGGGUCCCCCAGCCCGCUGCACUCUGCCUCGGGCUACAAAAGCCGAGAAGACAGCUACUACCGGAAGGAGCCCAAAGGCAAAUCGGACAAGUAUGUAAAGCAGCAGCAGGAAGCUCCCGGGAGGUCCAGGAGGAAAGAGGAGGCCAGGCUGCGGGAGAGCAGACACCCCCACCCCGAGGACUCAGGCAAGGAAGACGGGCUGGAGCCGAAGGUCACUAGGGCCCCUGAGAGCGUCAAGUCUAAGCAGAGUGAAAAAAACAGAACCAAGAGACCUGAUAGAGACCAAGAAGGAGCUGAUGAUAGAAAAGAAAGCAGAAUGGCGGGGAAUGAGGUAACGAUGCAAUCUCUUCCCCAGGCUGGAAAAGAGGAGCAGGAGGGCAUGGAAGAAAGCACCGCAUCAGUGGGCAGGCAGGAGAAAGAAACAGAAUCCUCUGAUGCAGAGGACACAAGGACAAAGGAGCAAGACUGGGAGAGUGGAAGUGAGGCAGAAGGGGAGAGCUGGUAUCCCACUAACAUGGAAGAGCUGGUUACAGUGGACGAGGUUGGGGAGGAGGAAGAUUUUAUUAUGGAACCAGACAUCCCAGAACUGGAAGAAAUUGUGCCCAUUGACCAGAAGGACAAAAUCUGCCCAGAAAUAUGUCCCUGUGUGACGUCCACCUUAGACCUGGACGUAACCAAGGAUUUCACCAACGAGUGUGUGAAGCCCAUAGGUAACGGGGCUACAGAACUCAGCCUCAAGUCACCCAAAGAUCUGCCUUCUGCUUCCACGAGCUGUCCCAGUGACAUGGACGUGGAAAUGCCUGGCCUAAAUCUGGACGCUGAGCGGAAGCCAGCUGAACGUAAGACAGACCUCUCACUGGAGGGUUCAGAUUGCUACGAGAAGCAGGCAAAGGGAGGGGAGAGCUCCGAUGUUCAUCCGGCCCCUCCACUCCAGCAAAUGUCUUCCCCCAAGCCAGCAGAGGAGGGGACCCGGCAGCCUAGCCCACCUCUCGAUGACUGCAAGGCCGGGGGGCCCCCCGAAGAUGGGGCAUGUGAAGGCGGUCCCCUGGAGGGGAAAGCCAGCCCCCGCACCGAAACUGACCUCCAAAGCCAGGCUUGCCAAGGAGUGUCCACCCAGGAAAACUCCAGGUACAUGGAAGUAAAAUCUUUGGACGUGAGGUCACCGGAAUACACGGAAGUGGAGCUGAAACAGCCCCUCUCUUUGCCUUCCUGGGAGCCCGAGGAUGUGUUCAGUGAACUUAGCAUUCCCCUAGGGGUGGAGUUCGUGGUGCCCAGGACUGGGUUUUACUGCAAGCUGUGUGGGCUGUUCUACACCAGCGAGGAGAUGGCGAAGAUAAGCCACUGUCGCAGUGCUGUUCACUACAGGAACUUACAGAAGUACUUGUCCCAGCUGGCCGAGGAGGGCCUCAAGGAGACCGAGGGGGCAGGCAGCCCAAGGCCCGAGGACAGCGGAAUCGUGCCACACUUUGAGAGGAAGAAGCUCUAGGCCCCUGCAGCGGCUUCAGCCGGGAGAGGACAGCCUUCUGAGGCGGGGCCUUCCUGACAUCCUGGACAGGAGCCAAAGCCUGGGAGGAAGGCAAACCAGGCCGCCUGAGCUUUUUCUCGGAGACUCAUGAAAUCGCCCCUCAAGUGUCUCCCUGGUGAGAGCUGUCACCUCGUGUGUCCAGCGGCCGAGCGCUACCCUCUCUCUCCCCGUUGAUUCUUGUUUCCUUCAAUUUGCUUCUCUUCUUUCCCCUCCUCCUCUCACCUUCUGUGCCAAGGGUCAUUUAUUUUUCAUAAAACCCAACUUCUCAGGGAUUUUCACAGUGUCCAAAUUCUUGGUGGCCAGCCGGAUCAACCAAGGAAGAGAUCUCACAGAAACCCCUGGGUCAAGAACCACUUCGGGGAGCCUGGAGCAUUUUCCCUGCCUGGCAUUCUGAGCAGGGGAGCCGAGUCGGGCCCUGCAGUCCUGGAGAGGGGGGCACCCUAGACCAUCCGUUGGCAGAAGCUGGGAGUUUCUCCAGCGGGACCACUUUUGCGAAAAGCCCCCAUUUUUAAUAACUCUUUCAUCCUCUCAACUAUUCUAGAAGCCCAUCAGAUUCAUGCCUUAAAAUAAAGUUAAUGAAUUUCACAGAGGAGGAAAACCACUCUUCAUUUUGGAACCUCUGUUAAGUCCCCCCCACCGCCCACCGCCCCACAAAGUUAGUUCUGUCCUCAGGAUUUCAGGAGGUACCAGGGUUGGUUCUGUUCCAGACAAUGAAUUUGGUGUAGAUUCACUUCAAUAAAAAAUUAAAACAGUAGUGUCUUUUCCCUUCAGCUGAGACCGUAGUUGGUGUGGGCUUGGGUCAGAUGCUGGCCUCCCAGCCAUGGGUCAUAUUGCUUGAGAGACACGUAAUAAGGAAAUGGUAUCUGUCUUUGACUCGCUCUUGGUGCCUGCACUCUGGGCCCCAGCAGCCUCUCAGUGGGAUGGUUUCUAAAAUGGUCUUCGCGGGUGGGGGGCGGUGGAGAAGCUAAGGAAAGAGCAAGGCUGCAGGACUGAAGAGCAGCAUUUCAGGAUUGCCAAGUAUUUAUAGGUGGGCAGGAGGUCAAGGGCAUUUCAGAGGACCCCAUGUGCAGACUUUGAUGUGGAGUGUUAUGAAGAACAGAACUUUUCUUCCUGCAUGGUUUUCUGAUUCUAGAGGUCAGUGCCUUCAGGCCCGAGACUAGAGGGUCUGAUAUUCCAUUGGGAGCAUUUGGGACAGAGGUGUUAGGCUUGGCCACAGCUGUAGGGAAGACCUCAAGAAGGUAAGAGGGGAGCCUUGUGCUGUUUCCACAAGCUAAUAAGCUACUUCCCUGGCUCAGCCCCUAGAAGAUGGUUCCUAUGUUUCUAUUCCUGACCACAGAGAGAGAGAGAGAGACCAGGAAGGGAUUGUUUGUUUUCUAUUAUUUUUUGCAAUUGUUAUAGUAGGUGAGAUUUUUUUAUGGUAGAUACCUAUGCUGCACAUUCUGUCCUCUGCACUAAUGGUGAAAGAAUAGAAAAAUCAUCUGAGUUUGACACUGACAUUUUAUCAGUAAGUCUGAGGCACGGAGAAGAAAGAAAUGUAGAAUAUAAAAUGUAUAAAAUGAUCCUGCGUAAACCUUGGGGCACAUGGUCACUGGUGAGAAGAGUUGCGGGGAACCUGUCAAAGAGAACAGUGAAGGAAAGUACCCGAGGCAGACCAGCCAGCCCCUGGGCAUGAGCAGUGAGAGGCUGGAGGAAGCAGGAAGCCUGACCUUGGCAUCAGGCCAUCUGGGGGCCUCGGAAAGGUUGGUGUCUCCAAGAGAGUGGGCUCUGAAAAUGGUGGCUCAGCUCUAGCUGCCUCCACAGGUUUUUACCUGGUGUUCUGGAGACCAGCCUCCUCCAUUUCUGGGAAAACCCCUGGCCCUAUUUGUCUUUCCUCCCACCUGGGGGAUGUCUAGGGUCAGCUCCCUGGCCUCCUCGGGAACCUUGCUGGGAAAAGCCUACCACCUCCAUCAGAGGCUGGAACUGAGCAUUUUCAGAGAAGCUGGCAGUCUUUUCUCCCAGCAAAGUGGAAGCUGACCCCACCGGCUCAUCCCCGCAGCACUGUUUCCAUGGAAACCAGGAUAGCUGUUCAAACAGCCUCAUUCCCAAGUAGCGCAAUGGCUCCCUUGCUGAUAGACUGACCUUCUCCAUAUUGCAAAUCUGGCAAGAGCCCCUGGGAGGGAGAGAGGAGAGGCUCUCUGCGUUCAAUCAGAACCUUCAGUUUAAAAAUCAUCUAAGAUUCUGUACUGGUGUAUAUAUAUAUAUAUAUAUAUAUAUAUAUACAUAUAUAUUUAUUUCUAUUUAUUUUUAUACAAUUCCAUUGGCAUGGUCCUUUACCCACUCUAUAAUUUGCACUCCUUGUUCCUACAUGUGUCAUACACAAGGCAGUAUUAAAGAAAACCAGGAAAAUACUGAUCUAUUUUUUAAAGCUUUUCUUCAGUGUUUGUCAAACAUUUCAAAGUGUCUCCCCAAAAAGCUUGUUUGAGAGCAGCUGCUACCUUGAGCAACAGAUUCAUUUGUACCCUGGGUUGAGAUACCAAAAGGCCGAUGUACUUUUCAUUGUAAACACCCAAAAUAAAGUAUAUCCAGAUGUUAUUCCCAAAGAAUUUGUUAGAUUUGAUGUUGGUGUGAGAACAGCCAUUACUAUCCGGGUUUCCCUUUCUUGGACAAGUGUAAGGCUGUGAUCUGUUAGAAUGUACUUGAACUGGACCAGAGUUUGUUUUUUGAGCUUAUGAGAAAAAGAAAAAGAAAAACACUAGUUAAGCUUGAACUUGUAAAGUAUUGGAAUUUGUUGAGUGUCUUAUAAAUUGUCAUCGCUUUUCCUGAUCUGUAUAAUUGACCGCCAUGUUUGUUUUUACAAAAAGAAAAAAAAGAUUUUUAAUAAAGACAAUUUGAAAGCUU